Xiphophorus hellerii (green swordtail) is the source of this 1876-nucleotide messenger RNA. It is a transcript of the gene bdh1, whose product is annotated as 3-hydroxybutyrate dehydrogenase, type 1. Gene Ontology annotation, biological process: steroid metabolic process. Lineage: Eukaryota; Metazoa; Chordata; Actinopteri; Cyprinodontiformes; Poeciliidae. The record is from RefSeq and is a predicted model, not a curated record. The transcript is spliced from 5 exons. Gene Ontology annotation, cellular component: intracellular membrane-bounded organelle. Gene Ontology annotation, molecular function: oxidoreductase activity. Bases 49 to 1134 code for a protein of 361 amino acids.
GUGAUGUAGUCAGCUUUUCCAGGAAAAUAAACUCACAGCUGCUCCAAGAUGGCUCCUCAGUCCGCUUUCCGAGUGGCGCUCCUGGUGUCCUUCUCGGUUCUCCUCACCGUGGUGCUGGGCUUCGGGCUCCCCGCUCUCCUCAACGCCAUCAUGAGGUUGCUGGGACUGCCAGAAACGAGCGUGACCGAGUGCAUCGUCGUGAUCUACGCGACUUUUGUACUGUAUGUCGCGACCCCUCGAAUCCCAAGGGGAUCGGUUGAGGUCCAAGGAAAAGCCGUGCUUAUUACAGGUUGUGAUACUGGGUUCGGUCUUUCACUUGCGAAACAUCUGCACACGCUCGGUUACACAGUCUUUGCUGGGUGUCUACUAAAGGACAAAGAUGGAGAGGGUGCCAAGGAGCUUGAGGAAUUUCAUUCAGAACGCAUGAAGGUGGUGCAGCUUGACGUCUGCAGUGAUGACCAGGUGAAAAAGGCAGUUGAAUACAUCAAAGGCAAUCUGGAAGACUCACAAAGAGGUCUGUGGGCUGUGGUGAACAAUGCUGGGGUGUCGACCUUCGGAGAGGUGGAGUUCACCUCCAUGGACACUUACAGGCAGCUGUCGGAGGUCAAUCUAUGGGGCACCAUCAGGGUCACCAAAGCUGUACUGCCAUUAAUCCGCAAAGCAAAAGGCCGUGUUGUGAACAUCGCCAGCAUGUACGGCAGGAUGGGCAACCGGCUGCGAUCUCCUUACUGCGUGUCGAAGUACGGCGUGGAGGCCUUCUCCGACUGUCUGCGCUACGAGAUGAAGACCUGGGGAGUGAAAGUGUCCGUCAUCGAGCCGGGGAACUACAUCGUGGCCACCGGCAUCCUCACCCGAGACAUCGUGGCCACCACAGCCAACAAGCUGUGGAACGAGGCCCCUGCCGAGGUGAAGGACGACUACGGGAAAAGCCACUUUGAGCAGUACAUGGCACUGAUGCGCUCUUACUGCAACAGUGGCGAGAAGGACAUGACUCCGGUUCUGGAUGACAUCGCAGACGCCAUCGGGUCAAAGCGUCCGUACACGCGGUACAGCCCCAUGGAGCCACACUGGUGGAUCAGGAUGCAGGUGAUGACCCACCUGCCUGGCGCGUUAUCCGACUUGCUCUACUUCUAAAAGUGAAGUUUUAGCUUCCUCUCUAUCUCCUAUUUCACAAUAGAUCAGUCAGAGUUCACCCAACGUAGGGUUUCUGAUUCCUCAGCACCUGAAAUCGUUCACUGAUUAAGCCUCAAUACUUUUUAAUGUUUUAAACUGUAAGUAAAUAGCUGCAGUUUACGUUUUAAUAUGUCUGGCUUAGACUAUGUAUUCAGAUCUAUUCUCAGUCAUUUGUUUUUCUCAUCAGAGUUGCAUCAUUCUUAUAGCUACCAAUAACGCACUUUUAUUGCUUGCUGUGAUAUUAUCUAAAACAACUUUGAGCAUGUUCCUUUUUAUCUUUUAUUUACCAUGAUACUUUGCAAUGUUUUCCCUCAUGCAACUCGUUGGGGAGGUUGAGGGGGACGAGGGGGGCUAUGGCAUGAAGACAAAGCGAGCUUGAAAGGGCUCCUGCUGUUCUGUUGUCGGAACAGACCGGGGCCGGACUUUGAGGGCCGCUGUGAUGUUUGCCCCAGAGUUAUGUAACAGCCACACAAACUCACUUCGUCCCACAUGCGCCAUGAAAACCAGCAUACUACUUCACACAGAAGGGAUUAAUGAGGGUACUUGGAAGAAGAAGAAAUGUUGUUGGACCACCCCUGUCUUUGUGAGUGAAAUGUUAUGCAAUAUAUUGAAUUAUGCAAAUGAACAGAGUGAUUUAUUUUAAAGUACUACAGUCAGUGUCAUUUUUCAAAACCUGACUAAAUAAACCAAAAGUCAUGAGUAA